This is a messenger RNA of Cladocopium goreaui, 765 nucleotides long. The record is from the annotation of a GenBank genome assembly. NCBI's taxonomy places the organism in Eukaryota, Dinophyceae, Suessiales, Symbiodiniaceae.
AUGGUAGAUUGCAGCUGUCAAACCCUCUUGAUUGCUGUUUCAGGAGUUCCAGAUGUCACCACCGUGCACGUGUUGCCUGAGUGGGUGGACACUUGGGAUGGAUGCAAGGCGCUUGAGGAUGAGCUACAAGUCCUUAUCGUUUUCGAGAGGCUUCGCGGACAAUCUGCUUUUUCCCAUGGGCACCUUGCAGGCUUGCCAUACAAACAGAUGAACUCUGAAGGCCAAGAAUUUGAAAAGUACCAGCCGGUGAUCGUCAAGAAGAUAUCACCCGGAGGUACCCGAGUCCAAGUGACGUGGUGUUUUGACGGCUUGCUGAAAGACGAGGAUUCCUCCAAACUGCAAGCGGCAGUCCGAGUGAGCAUCAUGGGCACGCAGCAAAGCAGGGCGAAAGCAGUGCUGCGAAUCCUGAUGAGUGCAGAUCAGGGCGCGCAGGGACUCCUGGCCUCCCAACUGGAGGCUCUGGAAAAGGCGGGUGACGUCUUUGGUUGUGAUGGUGGCCCUGGAAGUUAUGGCCUGCAGAAGUUUGACAUGAUGGUGGACACUCCCCAUGUCAGGAAGUUUAUGCGGUUUCUUGGAGCUUGCUUUUUUUUUUUGAUUGAUUUGGACAACAUACUUCAUACUUUAGUUUUUUAUUGGGAAUGGUGUUUUGUACCAGUAAGAUCGGGAUAUCACUGGCUGGUGGUUUGGCAUACGAAUGGUGUUGCCACCCCCACAUUUAUGUGGGCCGAAGAUCGACAUAUACUUCGUAUGUUUUGGAUGGGUUGA